Molecule: messenger RNA, 1674 nt
Organism: Ambispora gerdemannii
Lineage: Eukaryota; Fungi; Glomeromycota; Glomeromycetes; Archaeosporales; Ambisporaceae
Source: the annotation of a GenBank genome assembly
GAUAACACAGAAAGGGAUCUUUCUGAUCUUCUAAAACGACCAGACUCCAUUUUGGAGUCGGGCGUUUCAGAACUUGCAACUAGUUUUAUUGAAACAUCCGGAAAUCCUUCCGAUUUGGUUGUAUACUUGUCCGAUAGUUAUACCGGUGCUUCAGAGCAGAUACGAUAUAUGCAAGAUUUAUUUAAUGAAUUUUGUGAAGACGAUACGGAAGCAUUAAUCCAGGAUACCAUGAGUAGAAUGGUUUUAGAUAAAUAUGAUAAUGUUUGCAUUGAGCAGUCUUUCAAUAAAAAUUCCAAGCAAUUAUUACAAAAUACUCUGGGUUUAAUAGAAAGUCCAUAUUGGCGUAAUAUUAUUUACCAAUUAUCAGUUAAAUAUCCUACAAGCUCUUUCCUUAACAUACUUAUAAAGGCCAUAUCAGAGAAAGGCUUGACUCAUGAAAUUCAACAUUUACCAGCGACAUCUACAUAUGCCAAUGUACAAUUGAAAGUUAUUAUUGAUCAGUUGAACAAAAUAAUAAGAACAGAUGACAGUGGAGUUGAAAAGCUCCUGCCUGAUUUGGUGGAAACUGCGAGUCUGCAGCCUCACUCUUACUUAAUUGCGCAAUCUAUGAUUAAAAGUCUAUCCAAUGAAAAAGGAGGAUAUUCAUUGCGUAAAAUAUAUAAAGGGUUGGAGCAAGGUGUGAGGGCGGCCUCUAAUAGAGCAGAAUUUGUUGUACUUUUGAGAAAUUUAUUAAAUAACCCACCACCGACGGUGGGUAAUGUAAUAAAUCGAUCACCACCAACUCCUGGAGAUGUAGUUGCGCUUCACAAAGUUUAUUCUGGUCCCGAUGCACCAUCCCCUAUUUAUCUAAGAGAUCCUGAACUAUUGCAUUAUUUGAUGACUACAAUCUUUGUUCCAAAUACAAAGGCAGCGCAACUAAAAGAAGAUCUUCGAGCAAAGUAUCUAUAUUUGAUUGCCUUUGCCGCAAGUGUAAAAGAAAAUGAAGAUAAAACGUUAGAUACCUCGAAAUUAAAUGAAACCUUUAGUAUAUUGAAAAAACUUGAAGCUGCAAUAUCGAAGAAAGGAUCAUUUGGGACAGAAUUAAAUAAUGUUAUCUCAGAAGUCGUCGAUUAUAUCCAUGUCCCAGCAGCUUCUAUGGCACUUAUCUUUUGGUGUCGAUAUCUACUUCUUGAAACGUCAUACUAUGAAAAGUACUUCAAAAUGCAUGAAUCUUCUUUACCUUUACUCCUGUUAGAAGAGAUAGCUUUUCAGCAUCCUUUACAGCAUCAACACCUUUUUUCACUGUUUGCUGAUAAUCUUUUACUUCAAAAUCGAUCAUUGUCUCCUGAUACCCUAAUGACUAUUCGGAGAUUAAUACUUGAUCGGAUGUUGUAUCUUGUACAAUUGGGAUAUGUUAUUCCAAUCUUAAAUUUCGUCGAGAAACAUUCAAAGCGUCUUUCGGAUGGAAGCCACUUAUCUUAUUUCGUCCGUAAGAUUCUUGAAAUGACAGAGGGGCCUUACUCAACCGAGUAUUAUGAACUGCUACUUAAAUUGAUUGAAGUCGCACAAGCAGUUCUGCUAAGCGGAACAGAAACCAAAUCUCUUACAAAGAAAUUUCUAGGUGAUGCACCAGAUUCAAUAGAAGGCUCGCAGAGUCAAAAGAGACUUCGGAGUUUACAAGGUUACUUUUCGUAA